Molecule: messenger RNA, 1524 nt
Organism: Dioszegia hungarica
Lineage: Eukaryota; Fungi; Basidiomycota; Tremellomycetes; Tremellales; Bulleribasidiaceae
Product: major facilitator superfamily domain-containing protein
Exons: 4
Coding region: 1-1524 (507 amino acids)
Biological process (GO): transmembrane transport
Molecular function (GO): transmembrane transporter activity
Source: RefSeq, a predicted model, not a curated record
AUGCAGGUGCCCGACUCGACUUUACACUACCGCCGGUCCCCCUCCCCUAUUCCCAUCCCCCUCUCGCCCCCACCCGCGAUCCGCCUACCCCUAUCGCCCGAUGGCCCCUCAGACAACCCCGUACCUGUACCAUGGCGGCAGCUCGCCCCUCUCCUCUUCUUUUCGGUAUCGGACGCGAUGACCUACGCGGUCAUAUUCCCUAUCAUCAGCGAUAUGGUGACCUCUUUCGGCGUCCCACCAGAUAAGAUCGGGCUAUACGCGGGAAUAGGCGAGGGAGUGAUGAUGCUGGUCGAAGCCAUAGCAGCGCCAACAUGGGCGAGGCUGGCGGACAAGUACGGGCGGCGACCCGCUCUGAUAGCUGGGUUCUCUGUCUGCAUGUUCGUCUGCCCCUUGGUUGGAUUCAGUGGGGCGGUUUGGCAUGUGGUACUAUGGAGAGCAUGCCUCGGCCUGAACUCUGGAGGAGUCGUCACCAAGCUCAUCGCGACCGAGCUAUCCCACACCUCCAAUCGCGCCCAGAUCUUCUCCAUCCUCUCACCGUCCUUCUCCAUCGGCAUGCUCUUUGGCACCUUCCUCGGCGGCGAGCUGGCACAUCCGUACGGCCGCCUCCCGUCCUGGCUUGGCGGUGCAAGCGAGUUCUGGCGGCGGCAUCCAUUUGCGCUCCCCUGCAUCCUCGUCGGCGUGAUAGACGCCAUCGCCGUUGUCGUCGGCCUGCUCUUCCUCGUCGAGACCAAGCGCGCAUCCCAAUCCGGUUCAGGCUCCGAGAAGCACCAACCCAAAAGCCAAUUCUCGGCGGCCCUCAAAGUACCCGGCUUUGUACUCAUGACGGUCGUCUUCCUCCUGUUCCAGGUCUCUACCUUUUCAUGGGAUGGGAUGUACACCGUCUUUACGUAUACCCAGCCAGCACAGGGUGGGCUGGGUCUACCGGUAGAUACGAUCGGCCUCCUCUAUUCCGCAAACUACCUCUUCUCAUUCGCCAUGAACCCGAUCUUCCUCCCAAAGAUGCAGAAGCGCUUCGGGUCGACACUGGCGCUGGGCAUUGUAUUGGCGAUGUGGCCGACGCUGGCGCUGCUCAUCCCCAUAACACAAUGGACGGCGGUACAUGCCAGGUGGGCAAUGUGGGGAGUCCUGCUUGUGCAGUUGAUCAUGCGUGCGGUGGGGGCAUUCGGAUGGGCGAUGUGCGAUAUCCUCACCAUGACUCUGUUUGACGAUUACCCAGAUCUCAUGGCGACCGCCAGCGCCAUCAGUAUCAUCAGCGGGGCUGGCGGAAGAGCUAUCGGUCCGGCAGUGUCCGGUUGGCUAUUCUCCAUCUCAACCCAGUACCCAGCGGGCAGCCUCCUCCGCCAAAUUUCAUGGAUGUACAUGGUCGCAGUGACAAUACCGGCGGUGCUGCUCGUCCGCUUCAUUCCGAGGGACGGGUCGAGACCGAGCAAGGAGGAAUACGAGGCGGUACCGAUGCUAGAAGCAAGUGAGCGGGAGGCAAAUGAUGGGCCAAAGCGAGCUCGGACGAGUGCCAUGGAGGUGUAG